AAGGUCAGAAACGUCGUAAUCAAAACAAAUAGAAUACGAAUUAGGCAGAAAAUUUAAUUUUUUGUUUUUUCAAUAAGCUUUGAGAAAUGAGAUUAAAAUUUUCUAUUUUAAUAAGACUAUAAAGAAUGGAUCUCAUUUAAGAAAUCUAUCGUCAUUUGGGAAUUCCUUUAAAGAACAUUAAGCAGUAUGCUUUUUGAUGAAGCUAUAUGCUUGGGAAUGUAUGAAAAAAUAUUUGAGAGAAAGGGGUGAUAUGGUGCUUGUUAUCCUGCAUGCUAAAGUUGCUCAAAAAUCAUAUGGCAGUGAAAAAAGGUUUUUUUGCCGUCCCCCAUCUGUCUAUCUACUUGGAGAUGGUUGGAGGAAAAAACAGGAGCAAAUAGUUCGAGAUGGUGAAAGUGAGCAAGGCUCUCAAUUAUGCGCUUUCAUUGGGAUUGGAAAUUCUGAUCAAGAAAUGCAACAGUUAGAUUUCAAUGGCAAAGCAAGUACUCAUUAUGUAAAAACUUAUGUCUUUUUAUUUAUUGAUUUCCUUUUCCUUUUUAAUGUAUAUUUUAUAAAAUUGACACCAUGCUGCUUUUCAUUUUUCUUAAAUUUAAGUAAAAUUUUUAAAACAAAUAGAAUGUUGGCACAACUUUUAUCAGAACUUAAAAACAAGGCAAUAAGUCUAGCUGAUUCUUAAUAUAACUUUUUAAAUUAUUUCAAGAAU
Molecule: messenger RNA, 700 nt
Organism: Parasteatoda tepidariorum (common house spider)
Lineage: Eukaryota; Metazoa; Arthropoda; Arachnida; Araneae; Theridiidae
Source: RefSeq, a predicted model, not a curated record